Messenger RNA from Pyrgilauda ruficollis (rufous-necked snowfinch), 1368 nucleotides. It is a transcript of the gene UNC93A, whose product is annotated as unc-93 homolog A. NCBI's taxonomy places the organism in Eukaryota, Metazoa, Chordata, Aves, Passeriformes, Passeridae. The coding region runs from base 1 to 1368 and encodes 455 amino acids. The transcript is spliced from 8 exons. The record is from RefSeq and is a predicted model, not a curated record.
AUGGAAAGGAAUCUUAAGAAUGUUUUGGUCAUUUCUUUUGGAUUUUUAUUUCUCUUUACUGCUUACUCAGGACUCCAGAGUCUACAGAGCAGUCUCAAUGCUGAAGAAGGCCUGGGUGUUGCUUCCCUAAGUGUUCUGUAUGCUGCGCUCACCUUAUCCUCCAUGUUCCUGCCUCCAAUCAUCAUCAAGAAGCUGGGCUGCAAGUGGACCAUUGCAGUCUCUAUGUGCUGCUAUGUCACCUACUCCUUAGGGAACUUCUAUGCUAGCUGGUACACACUUAUCCCUACCUCUAUGAUCCUGGGCUUAGGAGGAGCACCACUCUGGUCUGCCAAAUGCACUUACCUCACUAUUGCUGGCACUUUGUAUGCUGAGAAAGCAGGAAAAAAUGCUAAAGACAUUAUCAGCCAAUACUUUGGGAUCUUCUUUCUGGUGUUUCAGACUUCCGGCAUCUGGGGAAAUCUUAUCUCAUCCUUGAUACUUAGCCAAUCUUCCAACCAAGGGGAGAUCUCAGAAGAAGACCUGGAAUGCUGUGGAGCAUAUGACUGCCUGACUGAUACCACUAACAGCACUGGGUCAGAAAGACCCUCCAACUCCUUAAUCUACACACUGGUAGGGGUCUAUACUGCUAGUGGUGUGCUAGCUGUGUUGCUGGUUAUUAUAUUUCUGGACCAGAUCAAAUCUAACCAAGCAGAGACUGAGAAAGAAAAAUCAUCCUUUUGGUCUACAUUCUUAGCAACUUUCUGGCAUCUUAAAGAUAAAAGACAGUGUCUUCUCAUCCCUCUGACAAUGUACAGUGGGUUUGAGCAGGCAUUUCUUACUGGUGACUACUCAAAGAGUUUUAUGACAUGUGCCCUGGGGAUACACUAUGUUGGCUAUAUGAUGAUCUGCUUUGCAGGUAUAAAUUCCCUCUGCUCUCUGCUCUUCGGAAAGAUCUCCCAGUUCACAGGUAGAAAACUUCUAUUUUCAUUAGCUGCAGUUCUGAACACAAGCUGUAUAAUAACAGUACUGCUCUGGAAACCUGAUCCCAAGCAGCUUGCUGUGUUUUUUGUAAUCCCUGGUCUUUGGGGCAUAUCUGAUGCUGUUUGGCAAACACAAACUAAUGCACUUUAUGGCAUUUUAUUUGAGAAGAACAAGGAGGCUGCCUUUGCAAAUUACCGUCUGUGGGAAUCAGUUGGAUUUGUCAUCGCCUUUGCUUACAGCACCAAAUUGCAAGUCUACAUCAAAACCUACAUUGUACUGUCUGUGCUUGUGCUGUCCAUGGUGACCUAUGGAGUGGUGGAAUACCUGGAGGCUAAGAGCUCCCCUGGGACACCUGCUGCUACAAAGAAGGAAAAUGGAGGACCCCACUCCCAGGAAACACACAUGUAA